AUGACGGUCACAGCAGACGAGAUGCGCGGCGGUCUGUACGAGAUCCUGGGACUCGAACCCGCAGCGAACGAGCGCCAAGUGGCUCGUGCGUACAAGAAGAAGUCGAUUCUGUACCACCCCGACCGCGGCGGAGACGUGCAGAAAUUCCUCGAGUUGACCCGUGCUCGUGAUAUUUUGCUGGACCCGAAGAAAAAAGAGGCCUAUGACAAGAAGUUGUCGCAUGAACUACUGGCCAAGAAGCAGCAGCGGGCACGGGAGGCAGAGCUCGAUGGCAAGCGCCGACAAAUGCGAGACGAGCUCUUGAGGAAGGAGCAGCACUAUGAGCGCAGCAGAAAAUCCAGCGUGAAGCAACAACAGGCAGAGCUGACGAGACUUCGGGAGAAGGCGCUGGCACGCCAACAAGGCUUGCAAGAUCGUUUGGCACGCGAAGCCACGCGGCGGUCAGAGCAAAAACAUAGUCAGGAAGUUCACGGCGCGCCAAAGUCCCAGCGGACGGUGACGUUUAAGUGGGACAAGAAGCGGCAUUCGCACUCGGACGACACGCUCAGUCGAGAGCUCCGGUUGUAUGGUGAGAUCAAGACCAUCAGGAUGAAAACGUCCUCGGCAAGAGUCGAAUUCUGCGAAGCGGCUUCGGCUGCACAUGCUGUCCGGGUUGAAGCACACAAAAGUUGCUGGCGAGAAGUGUCGAUUCAAGGUCACAUUAUCGAGACAGAUGGGUUCACGUCUGCAGAGGAUCAGCCAGCAACAACUUCGAGGUGCAAUGUGCCAAUGCUGCCUGAAGGACCAAUCUCGCUGCACGAACACCUAGCGUUCGAAAAGUCGGUUCUGGCCAUCUUACGAGAAAAGGCCAAGCUGCAACAAGAGCGAGAGCAACAGCAGACUCGUGUGUGA
Messenger RNA from Hyaloperonospora brassicae, 891 nucleotides. The record is from the annotation of a GenBank genome assembly. NCBI's taxonomy places the organism in Eukaryota, Oomycota, Peronosporomycetes, Peronosporales, Peronosporaceae.